Messenger RNA from Formica exsecta, 5590 nucleotides. RefSeq names its product gamma-tubulin complex component 6 (gene Grip163). The transcript is spliced from 17 exons. Gene Ontology annotation, biological process: spindle assembly; meiotic cell cycle; cytoplasmic microtubule organization. Gene Ontology annotation, cellular component: equatorial microtubule organizing center; gamma-tubulin complex; centrosome. The record is from RefSeq and is a predicted model, not a curated record. Bases 386 to 5071 code for a protein of 1561 amino acids. Gene Ontology annotation, molecular function: gamma-tubulin binding; microtubule minus-end binding. NCBI's taxonomy places the organism in Eukaryota, Metazoa, Arthropoda, Insecta, Hymenoptera, Formicidae.
UAUCUUUAUAUAUGUAUGUGCUCUUUCAUUAGUAAAAAAAAAAAUAAUAUUCUAAUUUAGGUACACUAUGGUGUAUCUCGCGUCGAUAAGGCUAUUCAUCGAGAUAUCGAGGUUACAUGGAAAAUUGAGCUCACAUUAAAAUUAAAUCAAUGUGUAUUUUUCUAAUUUAAAUUAUAAAUUCAAUUAGUCAAAUGCACUUCCCUAAAUUAAACUUUUCUAUUCUUGACAAUUCCCUAUUCUCAAACAGCAUUCAGAAUAGAGGGUUUGCCUGGUUAAAAGCUCGCGUUAUUAUGGCCGACUACAUAUGGCACUAUGAAUACAAUUCUUGUUUCCCGCAAUUCAUCGCAACAGUUAAUUAAUAAUCGUUUGAAGGAGUAUUUCGAUCAUGGAUCCAGAACGGAACGACAAUAAUAUUUACGAUCUCGUAACGCAGUUGAUCGAACAUACGGUGCGAAAGAAUUUGUUUGAGAAUGGAAAUUUCUAUAUGCCACCGAGGAACGAUAUUAAGAUAGUGAAACGUUUACGUUCAAGAACUUAUGAAAUAUUAUUAAACAAGAGUAAAAAAAUAUACAGCCAAGAAAAUGUAAUCAAUUCUGAAACUGAUCCCUUGGUGGAGAUAUUAAAGUAUGCCUUUGUACUCAAACUGUCCCUCAGACGUAUGUCAGAAGCAGAAAAGCUGGAAAAUUUAGUAAACGAAUUGUACAUUAACACGGUUAAUAUAGAAACUGUGCUUCCAAUUUUAAGAUUGCUGAUAGAACUUAAAAAUUUUCAGGCUGAUACAGGCACUGUACUGAAUGUAUUUCACUAUGGUAAAACCAAUCCUUAUUUGCCUGAAGACAUUACGUCCACAAAUGGUGUACCAAUGUUUCAAACAUAUCCCAUGGAAUCCUUUAUCUUGCCAGAGAAGUUUGAGGCCAUGUUGGGCAUUCGUAAAACUUCUACUAGGCCAAACAAACAUGAAUUGACUAAUUUUGUUAGUAGAGUAUCCUUUGAAAAUCAACAUAUAUCAAAAACUGUACUAGGAAUCGGAACAAUUAGGUAUAAUAAUGCUAUUGAAAUGGCUCCUUGCAUAUCGAGUUGUACUGAGAGUACAGUAAAACAAAAUAAUAUAUUUACUCCCUUUUCCACAAGCAUUAUGGUUGAACAAACAAAUAUGCUAUAUUCGUCUACACAAAGAUUUAUAUCGAAUGUAACUUUACCUUGCGAAUGGAUAAAAUCUGUAGAUUUUCAAAAUGAAAAUAAUUUGUGUGUUAUGCAUGCGUCGGAUAAUUGCAAUUUUAUGGAUGAAUCGGAACAUGUUAGAAACAUUAAUCUAAUAUGGAAAGAUGUACACAUUUCCAAUGAUCAUAUCUCAAAAUUACGAACGUGGGAAUCUUUCGGAGCUUCAGAGUCUUCCAAACAAUUACUAUUUGUUACUGAUUUGCCAGAGACAAUGCUGCACUUGGCGAGGAUAAGAGAAACAAGUAUUUUAUCAGUACUACCAAAAAAGGCAAUGCAUUCCAUAUCCCUUAUGCAAGAAAUUUCCUUCAAAAAAUUUAUAUCAGAUGUUAAAUUGUUGUUAUUUGGCAUAGAUUCAGAUUCUUUUAAGUAUAAUACUGUGAUAGGAUUUAAAUUGGAGGAAAAUAUUAGUGUGCAUGGUAUAAGCUCGGAUACAUUGAAGAUUACUUGCCAAGAAGCGAUUUGUUGGGGCAAUAGUUUCAAGUCCCUAUUACUUCUUGUCACGCCUGAUCCACAAACGGGCAAGUUACAACAGGAUGGUCUUAUAUUCAAAGCGAUGUGUGCCAAUGUCAAAGAGCUGCUCUUAUAUUAUCGGUCGGCGUUGCAAAGAGUUCUCAACCAAUAUGAAUUUGACGGAUUGUUAAGCCUCUUGAAAAAGAUUCGUCCACUGGCACUCUUAAUUGUUGAGGUUGCAAGACUGUGCGAUCACUGCAAUCACAGUCAAUGCAACUUAGCCAACGGAAUUUUAACGCACAUUUAUAAAGAAGUGACCAAAGUCACUAAUCCAAAGGUUGCGUUAGUGUUUUACUCUAUAUUAAAGUCGUGCUGCGAAGUCUAUUUUCGAUUGCUGCAAAACUGGUUAUUCGAAGGAACAUGCGACGAUGUUUAUGGAGAAUUUAUGAUUCAGUCUCGAUCUCAUAAUCUACGAAAGAGAGGACGUAAAUUUUGGACGGACAGCUUUACAAUCGAUACCGAAUCAAUACCCGGUUUUUUAUCCAAACUAUCAGAGCCGAUAUUGCAAUGCGGGAAGACGCUGCGACUUUUAAAAAUUUGUAACCCAAAGAAUCCUGUAUGCAUUGUGUCUUUCAAUGCUCCACCGGAAGUAAGGGUUUGUCUGAGUGUGUCCAUGCUGCGAGAACAGAUGCUAAGAUGUCAGGAAUAUAAGCGUGAAGGUGAAGCGGCAUUGGGACCAAUUGUAUCUCUUCUGUCCGCGAUUCAAGAUGAAAAGAAAACCGAGAGGGAAACAGCUGAACUAGUGAUACGCGCGCAACAGGAAACGUUAUCGAGGCUGAAUAAAGAACGUGAAGAACUUGUCGCGAAGGCAGCGCAACGUAAACGAGAGUUAUUGCAAGAAUUGAAACACCAGGCAGAAGAGAGUGUUUUGUUUAAAGAAAAGAAAAAGGAGUUGGAAAUGCUAGCUGAUAAAUUAUUGCUCGAAAAACUUGAUCGAGAGCAGGAAGAAAUACGAGAGCAACAACAGGUCGAGCGUAAACAUCUUACAAAUUACUAUGACAAAUUGACCACUGACCUAGAGAGCAAUCGUAUACGAUCAAAUUGGCGGAAGGUGAGAAUGAGUCAUUUCGAAAGACGCGUGGAACAUUUGAAAUCUACAAGAAAACUCGAUAGAGAAAUACCGGAAAGUAUCGCCACACUAAAUUCGGAUGAAAAAAUAAUUAAUACUGACGAACAAAAUAAAAAUAUUCCUAUUCCAUCCAGCAUGGGCGUGUCUACAUCUGAAGUGGAAGUUGUGUCUAAUCAAGAUGAAAAUAGUAACUUUUCAGAAAAUAAAAUAUUGGAUAUAGCGACAAUAGAUGUUUCUAAUCAGGACGAUAUUAAGGAAAAUUUAUCAGUUGCCAGUAUUGUGAGCUCUGAUAUCUCAUCUAGCAAUACCAAUAAGGAUAUUGUAUCGGAUGAGAAAAUUACAAGUAAGGAUUCUCUUACGACAGUGGACAUACAGAACAAACAUUUACCGCAAGAAUCUUUACAUAUCUACAAGAGAAACAACGAAAAGAGCAGUCUGCAGGAUUUUCUACGUGAUGAAGCAAUGAAGAAUAUUCGUACGAUUAUAAACGAUAAACAAAUGGCUGCAGUUGAUACUCGUUUAAAUAAUAUCUUGGAAAACGACGACAUUACUGAGAAAUUGGUUGGUACUAUUAAUAGGCCUAAAUCCUUAGCUAUUGAAAGGAUAGAUAAUAUGAGCAUGGCACAAACCAACAAACUUAAAGUAUUGUUGCAAGAAUACGGUAUGACUCCGAAUAAUAAUGAGCUCAGUGCGAUACUCACAGAUAAACAAGGUAACGUUAAUUGUACAAAUAUAAACUGCAAUAACGAAGUCACUAAUGAGCAAAGUUUAGGCAAUACGAAGGAAAAUGGGAAUAAUAAUGUCUCUCCAACAUCCGAUAUCAAAUUGCCGGAAGAAGAAAUGAAGAUUACGAACAGGCCUAUAAAUAAUGAAGAACGUUCAAAUAAGAUUAAUGAUGCAAAUUUUAAAGAGCAAGAUCCGAUAUUAAAUAAUUUGCAACGACAAAAUAACAUAGAUACGCCAAUGUCAUGGACGACUGACAAUUUUACCACAUUAUCGACACAUACUCCUCUGUCGCAGAUACCAAACAGUGAUGAUAUAUUCGCUCUAAACGUCGGUCAAGAAUCAUCUUUAUCUGACAUGACAAAGUCAAUUAUGACGGAGGGGACAUACUUUGAAUCUCCGAUGAGUGGUAAUUUUAAAUUGCCGAAUCUGUUUGGCAUUAUUGGUCCCGAUGUAAAAUCAUCGUCGGCCUCAUCGUCGUCUCUAACUAUAGCCGAUGUCGAGAUGAUCGAUCAUACCUCGCUCCAGGUAUAUUUAGAAAAAUCCAUCAUCAUUCCUUUGCAGAUACAAACUCGGCUGGUUAACAACGCGAUUAUCAAAUAUCUAGUGAACGAAUGCAACAUGCUUUCGCAUUUGCACAGUCUACGCAGUUACUUUUUUCUAUUGAACGGCGAAUUCGCAAAGAGUCUAACGGACUCGCUUUACUCUCGCCUUUACACAAUAUCCGAGCCGAUCGAACUCUUCAAUUCUGCCACUCUUACGAAUCUCUUGGAAAAGGCGCUAAUGAAUUCAUUCAGUAAUAAUUACGCUAAUUCGGAACUCUUGAGUCUUUCCGCUAUCGAUCAACCGUGCCAGUUAUAUAUCUCAGAUCCAAAUGUUUUGGAAUGUCUUUGCCUAAACUAUAAAAUAGCAUGGCCGUUGAAUAUUAUCUUGGACGAUACGAUGAUGUUGCAAUAUAGCAAAGUGUUUAAAUUCCUAAUAACGACUGGUAGAAUGUCGUGGGUAUUGCAGGAGGACUUUAAUAUAAUGAAGUUAGAACGUAACGUAGUCAACUCGGAGCAAUAUCACAAGUUGCAAUUGUACAGACAUUCCAUGACCCAAUUCACGAAUGCUCUUCACAAUUAUUUAACGUGUAGCGUGUUGCACGCAAGUUGGAGCGAAUUCGAAAAGGAUUUACAGAAUUCUCGGACGAUAGAUCAGAUCUAUCUCUCGCACGUAAACUACAUUAAAAGAAUACUUUCGAGAUGCAUGCUUCACACGCGCGGAGAAAAGAUGCGCGUGUGCUUAAUCAAUAUCUUUAAGAUCAUACUAAAGUUUCACAAUCGCUUAAGAUCGCAAGCUUGGAGGAUCGAUAGUGAUAAUACAAGCCGAUACAGUCAUCCGAAUUUCAAAAGUUUGGAGCAGAUGUAUCGAUCGUUUUGCGAAUGGCGGACAUAUAUGGCGCACGUCGCGCACAAAUUUUCCACCAGUGGAUAUCAGCCGCACCUGACGCAUUUUCUUAACGCUUUAAAUAUAAAUCAUAUGUAUGAUUUAACGGCAAAACAAUAGUACAUAAAAAUUCGUUCUCACUUCUGUUUUCUUUUACAAUCGAUAUAUCGAGUGUAAAAAGAUAUAGAUUCGGAUUUGCCACAAACGAAUAGUUUUAUUGAGAGAAUAAUUGACCUUAAAGUAUCGACGCCAUACGCUGGAUGUUUAUUCAAGUUUUCUCCACCUUUAGUAAUUACUUCAGGAUUUAUGACGUUUCCAACUGAUUUCGACAUUUUCGAGGCUUUAUCAUCCACAGCGAAUCCGUGCACGAACAGCGCGCUUUGAAAUAAUAUAGGUUUCUUAGUUCGCCAAUCAUAUGGGUAGCUGUGUGUAAUCGUAUCGGUAUGCAACACAUCUUCACCAAUGUGAUGUAAGAUCUUAUUAGUGCCAUCGGUUAAGACGUCUAAACCGGCGAAUUCAUCACCCGUUUCUCUGAUGAAACAUCCAUCGUCAUCUACCAGAGAUGACUGUAACAUUAACGGCGUUAAAUUGAAUGCGAUUCGAAUAAAAUUUCACUGAAAUAAAUGAAAAUUAAUCACA